AUGACGGUAAUAACGUCAUUGGAGGAAAAUGUUAAUAUUCCAGUGACUUUGGAUGCCUUAUUUGCUCGAUUUAUCGUAUGUGCACCACGUGCGAAAGCUCCAAAAUCGGACGAUUUUAAACCAAUAUGUCUUGAUAUUCCAUCAUUAAUGCAUUUUUUAUUUGCAGUUUAUGCGUUACAUCGUGAAUGUCGACGCUAUGAAUAUAGUGCAGAAGCAAAGGAAGCAAUACGUUUCAAAUUCAAUCAAUUUUCUGAUAUAAUAAAUGCAGUUAACUCUGCUAAUGAUACAUUUUUGGCGAAUGUUUAUGGCAAAUCACAAAUUAUAGUCGAUCGUUUGGCAGGAGUACUUCAUGUUGCGCUUGUGGCUUCCAAAGUUCUAUGUAAUUGUCAGCCACCAAUUGUGUAUAAUGUAUUUAGUAAAGAGACAAGGCAACAAAUAGCUAGUGAAGCCAAAAAACUGGUGAGAGAAGAAAAAGAUAUCUUUAUUAUUCACAAAACAACAGCGGAAAAGGCAAUAAAAUUGAUUGAUUAUUAUAUUAGUCAGAAAAAAGCUUUAUGUGGAUAUUCAACAACGACAGAUUUAAAUGAAAUACAACAAGAAAUUAGAAGCAAUGAUUCUGAAGAAAGUGGCACAAUUACAAAAAGAAGUUUAGAAAAUGCUAUGGCACUAGUAUUAAUAACACCAGGAAAGCAAGUUUCACUUACUGAGCUGGUCAAACACAGAAAAUAUCCAACUAAAACUUUUGCAGCAGCCCUUGAAGAAUUAGAAAAAUUGAACAUAGGUAAAGUUGUGAAAAAGAGAAAUUCACGUGGAUCACCAUCAAUAGUUUUUCAUAAGCAUGACGUUGAUCGAAAAAAUGCAGCAAAAUUAUUGGAAUUAGAGAACAAAUUAAAAUCACUUAAAAUAACAACCUAUGAGUAUCUACGGACGUUUGAAAAUUCCAAACUUGAAAGUAAUGCAUCAACUGCUGAUCAGGACGUUGAUGAAAAUAGAGAAAAUAUGGAAAUUGGCAGUCAGUCACUUUUCCAGCGCGGACAGCGACGUACAACAAAUCGACCGUUGGCAGCACUCACAACUCAAAUUGUACGGGUUACUAGUCAUUCCAAUCGAGCACAGAAUGAGAUAUCCAGAAUGAGUUUUGGUAGUGAUUCAUUUAGUGAUGAUCAACAAGAUAGCGUUGUGUUAGCAUCAGGAAUCGUAAGUUUAAUCCACAAGGAGAACUCUCCUUCUGUUCUUUCACAAAUCUUUAUUUUUAGACUUCACCGAAUUAGUUGAAAAGGCGGCGCAACUCGCAAACCAAUAAAACUUUCGCAGACUACUCUGAUUGUUUCUUUUCUUUAUUAUAUACCUUUUGCUUCGUUAAAAUUUUCC
This is a messenger RNA of Didymodactylos carnosus, 1371 nucleotides long. NCBI's taxonomy places the organism in Eukaryota, Metazoa, Rotifera, Eurotatoria, Philodinida, Philodinidae. The record is from the annotation of a GenBank genome assembly.